AUGCACUCCACAUUCUCUGUUCCAGUCCACCACAUUCCAACAACCUCAGAUCAAGAAAAAAACAAGGAUAAGUUCGAAGAAAUCCUCAACCACCUCUGGUUCAAAGGUAAAAAACCAGAGUGGCUUCCCAAUAACUUUUAUCCUCGAGCUGAUUUAUUUCAACAGAGGGAUGAUCUCAUUCAACAGGCAGAACACUUGUUCUUUCAUUAUGAUACGAACCGAACGUUUGCCAUCUCCAAACAAGAAUUCAAAAUGGCUUUCCAACAAUUCGGUUUGGAACCUACAAAAGCCAAGAAUUUGAGUCGUAUUGUUCAUUCCAGUGAGAAUGGCUUGAUUUCAUUGGAGGAAUUUAUCAACGCCUACAUUUAUGUGAACGGAGGAGGAGAGAUUUGGGACGUGCAGGAGCCCUCUCAAUCCUCUUCGAAUGUAGGCCGAGUCACAGCAAGUAACAUUUCAGAAAUUACUCAUGAACAUGCCUCGCAUCAUAACCAGAAGGGUUCUGAAAUUACAUCAAAUCUGUCCCUGCCUCCAAGUGAUAACCCAUUUAGUCAUCAUCACCAACAACAUCAAUUGCAAAAUGAAGUGCUUAAGGAACACUUAAUUCCCAAAGACUCUGAAAACAAUAUGGAACAACAAUAUCCUUAUCCACAAUACUCGUUUGUUGCAGAUCAGCAAGAUCAACAACAACCGUCACGAAUGUUUAGCAGUGGUCACCCUCAAUUAAAUCCUCAACUCUCAGAGAAGGAUCCAAACGCCAAAUAA
Messenger RNA from Naegleria lovaniensis, 762 nucleotides. RefSeq lists its product as uncharacterized. The transcript has a single exon. Gene Ontology annotation, molecular function: calcium ion binding. The record is from RefSeq and is a predicted model, not a curated record. The coding region runs from base 1 to 762 and encodes 253 amino acids. NCBI's taxonomy places the organism in Eukaryota, Heterolobosea, Eutetramitea, Acrasida, Naegleriidae.